AUGGUGACUACGUGGCCAAUUACAUUAUUGUUUUCUGGAUUUGCCAUGACAGUAACUUGCAUCCAGUUCAAUCCUGUCGAUGAUAGAUAUUUCAUAAGUGGAUCCCUAGAUGCUAAGGUUCGCAUAUGGAGCAUUCCUGAUCGACAAGUUGUUGAUUGGACUGAUCUACAUGAGAUGGUCACUGCUGCUUGCUACACACCAGAUGGUCAGGGCGCGCUUGUUGGCUCUUGCAAGGGGAGUUGUCGUUUGUACAACACAUCUGAUAACAAGUUGCAACAGAAAAAUCAAAUAAAUCUGCAGAAUAAGAGAAAGAAAGCUCAUCACAAGAAAAUUACUGGUUUUCAGUUCGCUCCUGGAAGUACAUCAGAAGUGCUUAUUACCUCUGCAGAUUCACGAAUUCGGGUUAUUGAUGAUGAUGGUCUGAUUCACAAGUUCAAAGGAAUUGUUCAUUAUCUGGGCAUUGGUACAAAAGCUUUUGGAUAG
Messenger RNA from Ilex paraguariensis (yerba mate), 483 nucleotides. NCBI's taxonomy places the organism in Eukaryota, Viridiplantae, Streptophyta, Magnoliopsida, Aquifoliales, Aquifoliaceae. The record is from the annotation of a GenBank genome assembly.